This is a messenger RNA of Prunus avium (sweet cherry), 957 nucleotides long. Lineage: Eukaryota; Viridiplantae; Streptophyta; Magnoliopsida; Rosales; Rosaceae. The record is from RefSeq and is a predicted model, not a curated record.
UGGAAAUCUUAUCACUAUGUCCGAGUUUUAUACCAAUUUGGAAACUGGGAAAAACUUCUUUUCUAAGGAUGAUGUUAUGCGCCAUAUCAAAAUGGCAAGCACCAACGGUGGAAAUCCUCAGCCAACUACUCUGCACAACCAGAACCACUCAGAAAAAAUUCCUUCUCAACUUGUAGUGAACACAACGGAAUAUCCUGAAUGGUUACCCAAGGGUUGGAAAGUGGAGGUGAGAACGCGAAAGACUGGUGUGCAUGUUGGAAAAGAAUACAAGUGUUACAUUGAUCCCUCAACAGAAUGUAGUUUCUAUUCCAAGCCAGAGGUGUUUCGGUACCUCAAAACUGUAAAGCGCAAGAGUUGCAAGUCCAGAAAUCUCAAAACUGUAAACCACAAGAGAUGCAUGAUAAAAAAGAAGACUGUCGCUCCCUUGCAGAGUGCAAACAAAGUUUGUUCCCUUUGAUAUUCUCAUGCUUUAAUUCCUUUUUGUUAAUUGUUUGGAUGGGGACAAGGAUACUAAAAAUGCUUCGAAACAAAAUCUUCAGCUGUAGGUGCAUCAAAAUGUUUUACUAUGCGAUUCAUGCUUUAAAAUAUUUUCUCAUUUAGAGAAACUACGCGAUUCAUGAACUGAAAUCUUGAAUCCAGAAGAAAUCAUAAUCUAACUACAAUCUAGUAGAGAACACUUAGUACCUUUUGUGAUGUAACAUUCUAAAGGAUCAAAGUUUACCAUUUUCAACCUUUUUCCUAGAAUCAUGUUUCAUUUCUUUAAAGGGUAGAAACUUUAAGAUGAAAAUUGGCUUUUUAAAUUCCCUCAUAGAAAACAAAGCAUAGCAAGUGAGCGUCAUGGAACCACUACAAGUUUUUAUUGCAUGACAUACUGAAGCUGCAGAAUGAUUGCACUUUCUGUUUAGGGAUUUCAUGUUAUUACACUUGUUUAAUCAGGCCUGAUGCUAAUUGUUGAUG